This is a messenger RNA of Neltuma alba, 558 nucleotides long. RefSeq lists its product as uncharacterized. NCBI's taxonomy places the organism in Eukaryota, Viridiplantae, Streptophyta, Magnoliopsida, Fabales, Fabaceae. Gene Ontology annotation, molecular function: calcium ion binding. The transcript has 2 exons. The record is from RefSeq and is a predicted model, not a curated record. The coding region runs from base 39 to 314 and encodes 91 amino acids.
AUAUAAAAGCAUAUAUAGAGUGAGAAGUUAAGGUAAAAAUGCCAGUACACAUUCCCCUACCCAACCAAGACAGAAACAAGCGCGUGGUGGAUGAAAAGCAAGUGAGGAAGAUAUUGAGAGAAGCGGACGUGAACAAUGACAACCAUCUGAGCUGGUCGGAGCUGCAGAAAGCACUCAAGAAACUGGGGGCGAGGUUGCCUCCAUACAGGGCCUGGCGUUGUCUGCGAAACGCCGACGCCAACAACGAUGGACGUAUCAGCCCCUCCGAAAUGGACAACCUUGUUCGUUAUAUCAUGAAUUGGUACAAUGCUUAACGCUGAUCCAUUUCUCGUGUCUCCCUCGGUGUACCUGUGUUCGUGGGCCUACGUAUGGUGCACCAGGGUCAGUAUCAUAUCCGGUUAUGUGUACGUAACAGCUUCAGCUGUCUCUCUGUACAUAUAUAUGGCCGCUGCAGCUAGAGCUAGCUGAAGCCGUGCCUAGCUAGCUACGUAGGAAAUAAACAUAAAUCCUGUGUGUGUUUGUUGUCUCGUGUGUACACAAGUCUACUGUAUAUAUAAA